This is a messenger RNA of Morchella importuna, 1932 nucleotides long. RefSeq lists its product as uncharacterized. Lineage: Eukaryota; Fungi; Ascomycota; Pezizomycetes; Pezizales; Morchellaceae. The transcript is spliced from 4 exons. Gene Ontology annotation, biological process: carbohydrate metabolic process. Gene Ontology annotation, molecular function: catalytic activity; carbohydrate binding. The coding region runs from base 1 to 1932 and encodes 643 amino acids. The record is from RefSeq and is a predicted model, not a curated record.
AUGGCGCCCUCGAUGCUCAAGAGCGCCCUGCUCAGCGCCCUCUGCGCCCUCAGCGCCGUCCAAGCUACCCUCACUGUCACCGAGACCUCCUCCCUCGUCACGCUCAAGAACAACCGCCUCACCGCGAUCGUCGGUAAGUCCAGCGGCGCCGUCAUAGACCUCACACUCGACGGGCGCGACCUUCUCGGCGCGCAGUCCGGGUCCACGGGGAUCCUGUACCUGGACUGCUACUGCAUCCCGAGCGGCUUCUACACGGUCGGGUCCACGACGCCGUCGAUCCAGGUCGUCAAUGGUACUGAUAGCACGGGCACGCGCUACGGCGGUGUCGUGCUCUCCGACACCUAUACGCCCACGGGCCAAUUCUUCCAGCAGUUUUGGUUCCUGCGCGACGGCGAGACGGGGCUGCACACGUUCACGCGCCUGUCGUACUUCAACGAGACCACACCGUUCCUGCGGAACUUGCAGGAGCUGCGGACGCUGUUCCGCCCGAAUGCGAACCUGGGCUUAUGGACGCAUCUGUCGACGAACGAGGAGCAGACGGCGCCGUUGCCGUCGAAGGCGGGAGUGGCGAAGCAGGUGGUGGUUCAGGACGCGACUUGGACGCUGGAGAAUACCCCGGAUGAUCCGUAUUAUAAGGAGUUUGCGGAGUACUUCACAAAGUACACGUUUUCGAGCGACUGGAGGCAGACAAUUGCCCACGGAAUGUAUGCGGACGGCAGCACAUCGAACGGUACCAGCUUUGGCGCGUGGCUGGUGAUGAACUCGAAGGACACCUACUUUGGCGGUCCUCUGCACUCCGAUCUCACAGUCGACGGCAUUGUCUAUAACUAUAUCGUCUCCAACCAUCACGGUGAGGGCACUCCAAACAUCACCAACGGCUUCGACCGCACCUUCGGCCCCCACUACUACCACUUCAACUCCGCCCCCGGUGCUAGUAUCGAAACUCUCCGCGCCGACGCCGAACAAUAUGCCUCUCCCACGUGGAACGCCGACUUCUACGACAGCAUCGCUUCCUACGUCCCCGGCUACGUGCCCAGUGCCGACCGCGGCGUCUUCGAGGGCACCUUCAAGCUCCCCGCUGGCGCAAAGCGGCCAAUCGCUGUGCUGAGCAAGUCCGGCAUCAACUUCCAGGACAACGCCGAGGACACCACGGCGUACCAGCUCACAGUCUACGCUGAUGGGGUGUUUGGCGACUACAUCAAGGACAAUGUCAAGGUGACCGCCGGGAAGACGACAAAGACCUCGGCGACAUGGAAGGAGGAGUCUGCGGGGACGGAGGUGUGGCGGUUGGGAACACCGGACAAGUCGUCCGGAGAGUUCAGACACGGAAACGCAAAGGACCUGACGCAUCCAAGGCAGCCGCGGGAGUACUGGGUCUAUUGGGGUGGCUAUGACUUCCCAACCGACUUCCCCAACGGCGUGAACUUCACCAUCGGGGAGAGUGACCUUGCAACAGACUUCAACACGGUGCAUUGGAGCGUCUUUGGGCCGACCCAUAACCGUGACAACAUCUAUAACCAGAACAUGAACAACUGGACCAUCAACUUCGACCUCACGGCCGCAGACCUCAAGAAGAAGAAGACUGCCACGCUGACCAUCCAGCUCGCAGGUGCCAAGACGGCUGCGGGAAACACGGAUAUCAAUUCUGCUACUGAGCCAUACGCAAACCUGCCGCUGACGACGUAUGUAAAUGGGCAGAGUGAGGGGCUACCGUUUGUCAUCCCGUACUAUCACAGCAGUAGCUGCAUCGUGAGAAGCGCGGUCAGCUGCUACCAGGUGGCGAAGAAGUUGACAUUUUCGACCGAGUGGCUGAAGGUUGGCAGUAAUAAGUUGGUGUUGAACUUGCCGUUUAAUGGGUCGGAUACGGAGACAGCGGUAUUACCGACGGCAUUGUAUGUGCAGUAUGAUGCGCUGAGGUUCGAGUUGUCGUAG